Messenger RNA from Apis florea (little honeybee), 4460 nucleotides. RefSeq lists its product as uncharacterized. Gene Ontology annotation, biological process: hemocyte migration. Gene Ontology annotation, molecular function: growth factor activity. NCBI's taxonomy places the organism in Eukaryota, Metazoa, Arthropoda, Insecta, Hymenoptera, Apidae. Gene Ontology annotation, cellular component: membrane. The record is from RefSeq and is a predicted model, not a curated record.
CUGGAUGUCUGGAUCGCGGCCACCACGAGAUAGAUCUCGUUCGAUCGGGAAACGGGGUUGCGCGAUGCAUCGCUGAGAAAGUUUGCUCGGUCUCGAUCUCGGUCGAGGGAAUCGCGCGUCUCAGGGGCGCGAUAAGAUGUAAGGGUGAAUCGAGGGGGGGCGAACAGACGAAGACGAAGAAAUGACGCGAUACGAUAGGAGGCUGUUGUUACUCUCGAUCCUCGCGAUAGCGUGCGUGGUGUUGGCGGCCGAGGGAAGGCACCUCCACGAGAGCACCGCGUACGACGCGAGGCACAGGCACAGGCACAGGCACGAGCAGCCCUCCUCCUCGAGCGGGAGGAGGAAUCGUCAUGACCUCGUGGAAAACAGGCGAUCGUCCUGGCCGCAGGAGCUCGACCGCUACGACCAGGACGACUCGUUCCUCGAGCGGGACGAUCGGGUGGACGAGGGGGGGGACGAGGAGAGGAGGAAGAGGAGGAAGAAGGUGGAGGAGGAGGACGAGGAUGAAGAGGAGGAGGAGGAGGAGGAGGAUGAUUACGAGGCUCGCUCCUCGUAUCAUCACGAGAGAUCCUAUCCCCGGAUCUCGAGGAUCCAACACGGCGGCCGGAUGUUGGAACCGCCGCGUUACCCGCCGCCCCCCAGGUAUCGUCGAGGCGGUUAUCGCGAGGCGGGCGGCUGGUACCACGAGAACGAGAACGAGAGGCAUAGAGCGUCGGUCGCCCCCCGAUACGGCGAUCGAAGCCACUCGAGGUAUUCGAAGCUGUUCGAAGACAGGGCUCGACGAAAGUUGUCCGGCUACUCGCCGAGAAGUCGCGGCGAGUCGGAUUAUUACGAGGACGAGGUCGAUUACGACUCGGUGAGGCCGAGUAGUCGCGACUACAACGAGGAGAACAUCCUCGAGAAGCAUCGAUCCUGGUGGAAGAACGUGGUGGGCAGGAAGCGCAGGAAGCUCUCGAGCUGGCGGCCCAACGACGGUCGAAGAAAGAGAUACCGGCAUCCCGAGGGCGGUGCGACGACGAGGAGGCACGACGACUCGAUUCGAAGGAGGUUCAAUUCCACUGCCCGCUACUCGAAAACCGAUGAGAGAAAGAGAACCGGUUAUUUCGGUGACUACGAGUAUCGCGGCGUAGACGAGGUCGACGACGUCGGCCGCGACGACGACGACGAGCAGGAAGAGCAGGAGGAAGAGGAGGAGGAGGAGGAGGAGGAGGAAGAGGAAGAGGAGGAGGAGGAAGACGAUGGUUGGAAGGAGGAGGAGGACGAGGGAUACGUGGACGACAAGGAUAACGACGAGGAACGAAACGCGAGGGAAGAGGAGGAGAACGAGGACGAGGAGGAGGAGGAGGAGGAAUUCGACAAUGAUUUCUACAAGAGCGAGAAGAAGAAGAAGAAGAAGAAAUCACCGUUGAAAACUUACGACGAGAUCAUCCGGAAGUUAACGUCCGACGACCCGACCACCCCGAGAUCCGCGAUCAAGAGGGAUUACAGGAACAUCCAGAUGGAGAAGUACGCGAGACGCGACGGAUCGUUGGCCAAUUUCCGAUACGAGCCCAAGAAUCUGACCAGGCCGUUGCUUUCCCGAGUAUACGGGAAAAACUCGUCCGGUUAUUAUCACCAAUCUGCACGCGCGUCGAACGAAAAUUUAGCCGGCUAUCUGUCCACCGGUUCGCUGGUGGAGCGUAAACCGACAAAGAGCGGCGGCACGGUGGAGAACAAUGCCAGAUCGUCGAAGAUGGACGAUACUCAACCGAAGACCAAGAGUCUGGAGCAGGAUUACGACGAGUAUCUGAACACGUCGGACAACGAGAAGGAAGAGGAAGACGGGAUCAAGGCUGGGGGAGUCGAGGAGGACACGGGCACGCAAGCGGACGUCGCUAAUACGGACUACGCCGAGGACGAGGACGAGAACGAAGACGAGAGCCCAGCCUCGACCACCCUGUCGAGGAUGACGUCGAGCAGCAGCACGACGACCACCACAACGACCACCACCACCACAACCACCACGGCCAGACCUGUGGUUACGCAGAAUUACGAUUAUGGGGGUCCGAGAGCGUACGAGGGUGGUGGGACAGGAGCGCAGUACAACGGGUACCAAUCGAGAAACGACUAUCCCCCGAUGUCGGCGCACAGCGUUCACAAGUGGCAGACUCUGGGCACUCGAGAGAGCGUCAAAGAAACCAGGAGCAACAUGCAGCAAUAUAAUAAGAGCGGGAAGACGGCGGAGAUCCGAGAGGCUCUUCAACACGCGAUCAAAGUGUCGCGGGAGGGGAGCUGCCAGUGGCCACGGCCGAGGGUGAUUCCAGUUCGCGACGUGUACCCGAGCCCGUCGACCACCUACGUCCCGCACUGCGCCAUCUUGCACAGAUGCUCGGAUGACACAGGGUGUUGCAGGUCGGAAGCCCUCACCUGCGUGCCCAAACACUCGCAUCGAGUCGAGCUUUCCUUCUACACCACGAACGUGGGUGGCGGCAGCGUGGUGGAGAAGCUGUCUUUCUACAAUCACACGGAAUGCGAGUGCCGAGAGAGGACCGAAUACGACGCGAGCAACGAGAAAUCGGUGGAGCACAGAGUGUACAGGCACCAUCAGUCGCAACCUCAAAACAUGAGAAGGGCACAGCCGAGAAAACCGUGCCGGUGUCCCUCGGAAUUCACACCGAGGAUCACCGUGGAUGGCGUGUGCCAGUGCAACUGCUACGAGAACCGUCAAAACUGUAUCAAGAUCAGACGAGGGAAAGGUUACUUCUCUCUCGCCGACAGAUUGUGUAUACAAAACGAAGAGUGCGCGAUGCCUAGCUGUGAGUUUGGUGAAUACAUGAGGCGACAAGGCAAGUGUCCCCGGAAAAAGGACAAAUUCGACACGAUUGUUAAUCAUUACACGAACCAUCACCGGUACAGGAGCUAGAGGGAGGUAGGAGGAGCGAGAACAAAUCGUGCCAGUGGAGGAAGAGGAGGAACGUGAUGAAAAAAACGUGCGAGAGCGCGACGAAUAAUCAACGGUGCCAUUUUCCUUUCCGAGUGCCUUUUGCGGAAGACUCGAUAUAUACAUAUGUAUAUGUAAUAAUACUCUUCGAACCAAUUUACACGUAUUUCCAUCCCGGACCUUACCGCCAUUAUAUCCCUAUUUUUCUACUACUAUCGUACUUGUAACGUCGAAAUCGAGAAGAAGAGGUACAUUGAUCGAAACGGCUCGACGAAACGCGAAGAUUCGUCGAGUGAUUCGAGAUUACCGCGCCCCUUCGUCUUAAUUCUCUCUUCUGUCUUCCUUUGAUAUUUCGACCAGUGAAAUUUCAGAACCCGAGUUUCGAUUCAAUGGACUCGAAACGUGUCGAAUCAUCUUUCGAUCUUGUAAAUCGUGAAUAAUCGUGAUCUGCUCGGCUUAUUAUAAGUUGAAAACUCGUUACAGAUCUGAGAGAUGGAAUUACUCUUGAUAUAAUAAUAAUAAUAGACUCUAUUGUCAUAGGACGACGAGCCUAGUCCGAGAUCCUGUCUCCAUUCUGCGCCAGACGAUUCCCCUCGAGAGUUCGAUGAACUUAUACAGUCAAUCGCCCGUGCGAAGGACACCGACGGUCGUAUACCAAAGCGAGGAAAUAUAGUAAACGCGAGAAGUAAUUGCGCGCAAACUUAACGUAAAUCUCUCGAUAUUCUCCUACGAUUUUAUGUUCACGCGUAAAUGUGCAAGGGAUAUUCGUGUUCAUCGACGAGCAAAUCGAAAAAAGCGAAAAACGAACGAUACGAACACGAGAGAUAUAAAUAACUUUUUUCUUUCCCGAUGAACCCAUCGUAGGAUCAUCGCCUAUCUGUACAGAUGAUGGAUCUUGCGAGUAUACGAGAUAAGAAUAUUGUAUUUAAGUAUACGAGAAGAGAAAGAAGAGAAAAGAAAAGAAAGGAAGUAAAAAGUACCCGAUGCAUCCUUCGAAUCGUGAGUGUUUUCGUAUCGUAUUCUCUUAAUCGUGUUUUCUACGCUUUAUUAUCGUAGUAUGUACUUAUGUACUUACGUAUGUAAUAGCCAACUUAAUCGUGAAACCGAUUUGACAGCUUGCCCAUCAUUUACGAGCCAAUCGAAACAUCGUGUACAAUUGUGUAUAGAUCUACGUUUUAAGAUUUUACUUGCAUUGAUUUUUCACUUUCGAUACUUUUAUGCACGUUCAUUUUCAUAUUAUGCGAAACAUGAAACAAGAUACAAACUCGGCUACGGAUGGCGUUCAAUCGUGUCAUUUCCCGCGCAAUCAACAAUUUUUUUUUAAUUUUGAUCUAUGAUUCAAUGUAUGUACGUGAUAAGUCAAAGGCGUUCUUUCAUUUUUUUCUGCCUAAUUUUCUACUAUCAAUCGUGAAAAUGUACAGAACGCCGUUUAACAUUCAGCUUGCUGUUGUACUCGCUACCAAUUCUAGCCAAUAUACAUAUAUGUAUACAUAUAUAAAUAUAGACGUAGUCAAUAAAUCAAUAAAGUUGUAUAAAAAGA